This is a messenger RNA of Ectocarpus sp. CCAP 1310/34, 511 nucleotides long. Lineage: Eukaryota; Phaeophyceae; Ectocarpales; Ectocarpaceae. The record is from the annotation of a GenBank genome assembly.
UGGCGAGGGCUUUCCAACGCAUAUUUGUUUGUCGCUAAAUUCGUUGGGCAACCUUUUUUUUUUACCCCGCCCGAUAUCGGCCGGACAACCAAUAGCACUGUAUCACGAAUAGGCUCUCUCUCUCAUCGCUCUAUGUAUCGAGAAUUUUUUGUCACCAUCACGAAGUUCUAACAUAAGCUUCCACAAACCAUGGAUUUGUGCUACCCCGAAUCCUCCAAUCUUCUCAAACACUCUUGAAAUUUUGUCGUCUGCGUCCCCCCCCCCGCCCCCUUGUUCUCUUAGAGGCUAUGCCGCCGUGCCUCACCGACCGCAUCAUGGAAGAACGGCGGCAAGGUUGCUGCGGCGACGCUCAAGGCAAAGUGUUGAUGCCGCCGCCAGAACCAGGCUCUUCCCGGCAAAAGGGCUUAGCCUUGGCGGGGGGUUUCGUGUUCAUCAGAGGCGUUUUUUACGUUACGAAACCGACCGCCGGGGAGGCAAGAUGUGAGUGACGUCCCCCCCCCCCCCCCCCCCC